AUGGGAAAAAAAGUUAUGAUAUUUGCCGGAGUCACGACUUUGCUGCAAGCAGUGAUACAAGUGAUAUUCAGUUCUGUGUCUCUAGCACAAUAUUUCUGUCUCAUAGAUUUUUUUCGAGAAUUGCCAAUCCUUCUUUUCAUAAAAAUAUUAUAUUUGCACAAUCCAAGCCAGUGUGGCAUUCGCAUUAAUAUAGGCAAUGCGAUAGAUGGCAUGGCAAACCAGGCUUUUAUAUUGAUGACUACAGAACCUUUAACUGUUACUCGCACAUUUCUCAUUAACUGUGUGAGCUUAGGUUUGGGCGCACUUUGGCUUCUCACUAGCGCCAUCUUAAUGACUGGUGGGGCAAAAAAUAAUCAUUCUAAGCCAAUACGGUGGCCUUGGAUUAUCGUGUCAGUAGCAGUAUGUGCUUUAGAUGUUGUUGCAACCGUCAUUUUUGCUAAUGACUCUUUUUAUACUAGAACUCUUAAUGACAUGUUAGACUAUAUAGGAGCAACAGGUAGUGGCACAGGCAGCAUUCAACUGGACACAUCAUAUGUGGCCUGGAUAAUGGUCAUCCUGUACUCACGUUUUGCUUUUUUCUUUCUCUUCAAUGUUCUACUUAUCGUGCUCGUGAUCCUUGACAGAGGUGGACACAUUAAAAGUGAUGUUGUCACUGUUGAAAACGCAUCCUUCUCUCAACCGCUACCUGCAUUAGUUACGCAAGUUACUACCCAAGACGCUGAAGUUCAAAGUUCUCCAAUAAAUACUCAUUCUCAAGUAACACUGCAAGAUGGAACGGACUGUAACUCUGUAACAGUAUCGGAACAAUUAGCUACAGAGACAAUGCAACAAAAUCAGAGAUCGAUGGUAGUAAAUUCAUCAGCCCUUUCAAAUAUAACUGAAGCUUCUCGAAGUACCAGGGAAACCGAAGACGGCAGUACUAGAGAAAAUGAGAGCCCAAAAAUCCCGCGUGCGGGUUUUAAUCGAGCCUUUCGAUCAUGGAAAAAAUUAUUAUUUGCGAAGGAAACCCCAACUCCGCGGAGAUUUUCUGUGACAGAGUCCCUAGAUCUAUCGCCUGAAAAAUCGCCACGUACACAUCAUGUAAAUGAUAAAAAGCGUACAGUGAAUUUUCCCGAGAAUUUACUCUCUUUACCUCAAAGGUUGGAGAACAUGAUAGCGGAGCAACAGCGUCGUUUAGACACUGCGGUGGUAGACACAGCGGGGCGGGCUUCUCCUCCGCGUGCUACACAGUCUUUACCUCAGCUGCACAGCAAUGAAACCACGCAAACUGCUAUGCCAAUUUUCAAUAAAGAAAGACGUGGAACUGCAGCAGAGUUACAAGGGCAGCUGCCAUGGGCAUACAUUCCCGCUUCAGCUCACCGUAUGCGAGACCAAUUACCUCCAGACGAAGAUUUGCCUCCGGUACCACUCCCUGAUUAUACUGCUAUUCCUACAUUUCGUAAAGCGUCCGUCCACCGCGCAGCAUCUAGCGUGAGCUCCUUGACGCAAAAAAGAAAUUAUUUCAUUUCUCAAAGUUCAAAGACCCCUCUUACACAAUCGGAUGUUUUGUAC
Messenger RNA from Brenthis ino (lesser marbled fritillary), 1551 nucleotides. NCBI's taxonomy places the organism in Eukaryota, Metazoa, Arthropoda, Insecta, Lepidoptera, Nymphalidae. The record is from the annotation of a GenBank genome assembly.